Messenger RNA from Hylaeus volcanicus, 2170 nucleotides. RefSeq lists its product as uncharacterized. The transcript is spliced from 2 exons. The coding region runs from base 97 to 1104 and encodes 335 amino acids. The record is from RefSeq and is a predicted model, not a curated record. Lineage: Eukaryota; Metazoa; Arthropoda; Insecta; Hymenoptera; Colletidae.
GCCAGCUCGACCUCGAGCGUGGAGGACAAUAACGAGAGAAAUCGAGAAAGUAUCAUUUAACAAGAAACAAGGCCGCGAGAGCGCGGCAAAGCGAAAAUGGGGCGGAUACGACACUACUUGGCGGACGUCACCGACUACAGGUACACCGCGAACGAUCAAGAAGAUCCCGAGGGAGCCAGAAUAUCCGGGAGAUCUAGCGACACGAAGUCGAUCGGUAGUCUCAGUCAACAUUUCUUCGAGAGCGACGAGGACGAAAAAUAUUACGGCACCUGCAAUGGUUACGACUCGCAGCCCGGCAGCAAAUCGAACUUGUUACUCUGCGGCGAAUGCGAUCAAAAAUCCAGAACCUGUACAUACAAGCCGCAAGCGGCCGGCUCCGAGUGCAGGUACGUCGAGGAGCGUUUCGACGAUCGGCUCCACGAUCCAGGAAGCUCCCGCCCGUACAAAAGUCCUGUUCACGUGUCCUCUCCGCGAUCUCUGCGUCACGAUCAAGACUUCGGUGGUCAAAGUUCUUCGCCGAGGUCGCCGUACCGCGAUCAAGACUAUCCAGCUCGAAGAGGCUGGACGAAGAAACACAAGCAAGAACACGAUCAAGAGCACUACGCGAACAGGGAUUUGGAGCAGGACGAUGACAGUCCCGUCUGCGAUCUCUGCCAUGGGAACGGUCACGUCGUCCAAUGCGAGCACUGCGACUUCUCCAGCGAGGGUGAUCUGAUAUGUUUCCGAUGCCAGAGCGACGAGGCCUCGUCGAACGGUCAGAGCUGCCCUCGUUGCGAGACGAACGAGAGGAUGAUGUCCAGCAGGCUAUCGGGAAGGUCCCAAAGGGUUGGAACGUCAUCCAGCGACGAGGGGAAGUAUCCGGUGGACGCCGUGGUGAAAAUUCAAGUUAACGAUCACAUGAUCGACGUGGACUCGGACGAGGCACCCGAAAGUGACUUGUCCAGCAGCCAUCAUCAUCAGAGGAGCACGAUGGAACGGCUAGACACCAUCGUCGAGGCAAAGGGAGACACUGCCAGUGAGAACGACGAAGACAACGGGGGUACAAAGAUUAAUGGAACUAAGAGCGCGAGAUAUCUCAAUUACAUGAUCGUACUGUUUCUGUAAAUAAACACGUGGUCUCGAAGUAACUGCGGUUCAACUACGGAGUGUGUCUGAUCCGUGGAGAAUAUUGUCUUGUUGAGAUUAGUACUGGUCGAAGGAUAGGUUUAUUGUUGAUACGUCGAUUACGAUGUCGUUCUACGUGUUAUUACACUAUUUGUGCUGGUAGUGUCGACGCUAUACCUUUAGACCAUUUUAUAUUCUAUUGUAUAUAAUAUAUUAUGUAUUAUAUUCCAUGAUUAGUUAUUAUAAUUGCUAUCCUUUUAUUUUAUUAUUGAAUUCGAUCUAAACGGUAUGAUACGGAAUAGUAUAUACAGUCUAUACUAUUCUCGAUGACAUUUAACUUUGACAAGUUUACGGUCCGUGAAUUAGUGUCGAGCUAUCGAAUACGCCGCUGAAAGGCGCGAUAAUGAUAUCAUAUUAAAAUUACACGGAUAUGCGUAGUAAGACUAAUAAAUUCAGCCGAGCAUUUCUUCAAGAAAACGACGACAAAACUUGUCGUCGCUUUUUUACACAAAUCUUCUACGAUGAAGCGAUACGGAAUUUCUAUUCAAAAUUUUAGCAUCUUUUACUGAUAUUUCAAUUUCGACAAAACGUAUAAAUCGAUGAAAUUAUAAAUUAAAAGUGAAAUAAUAUUCAACUAAAUAAAACAGGCUUAAAUUCCCCGCGCGGGAAUUCGAAACGUUUAAAAAAAAUAGCGAUAGUGAUACUCCGCAGUGCACUGACUCCGUUUAAAACCUAAAAUUUGUAAAAAUUAUUUGGUGGGUCUAGUUACCGAAAGUCAAGGACGAUACUCUUCAUUCGAAACGAAAUAUUUUCGAAACUGUUAUCGCGUUACGUUACAUACGACGCGUGACAUUUUCGAACGUGUUUCGCGGGUUGUUCGACAUCGAAAUUUGUAUCAUACGAUAUAUGCGGCGCCGUAGCUCGACUCGCAUGUAAAUAAACUGCCAAAAAACCUUAUAUCCUAGAACCGUAUAGAUUAAUAGGUAACUCGUAAUGGUUAAAAUGCUAUGUGAGAGAAUGAGAAGGAGAGAGAGAGAGAGAGAGAGAGAGAGAGAGAGAGAGAGAG